AAACUCGAGGUAUGUGCCAGUUGAAAAAAUAAUUAAUUCUUUUCGAAGGCGACAACUAUUUUACUUUCCGAUUGAAGGUAACCACGAGCUUUCGACUCAUGAUCGAAUUUAAGUCGGGGAAAGGCGACGAGCGAGAGACGUUCUUCGACGGAGUCAUCGGUUUUGAAGAUUCAGCUUGCGAGGAAGGGGUCUUAAAUUACCUUAAAUAAGCAGAGGGUGAAACCUGGGGCCCGCCGGUGCUCUCGUCGGCCCUGACGCCCCCUCCAGACGUCUCGGUGCUUCCAGCGCACUCACCACACUCAACGGAUUGAGGUGUGGCCGCGAAGGGCAGCCAUUUUCUUGACUAUCUGUCGCUUAAGAUUUCAGAGACGGAGAAAGAAAGACUAAAAGCAUGGGAUGCAUUGUGGGCCGAAGCCUCGGUCCAGACGAUACAGGGUACCCUGGAUCAGGAUUCAUGGCGGCCAUCCGGAAGAAGCUGGUGAUCGUGGGCGACGGAGCCUGCGGUAAAACUUGCUUACUGAUAGUCUUUAGCAAAGACCAAUUCCCCGAAGUCUACGUACCCACUGUCUUUGAGAACUAUGUGGCCGACAUCGAGGUGGAUGGUAAACAGGUGGAGUUAGCCCUUUGGGACACGGCCGGGCAAGAGGAUUACGACAGAUUGCGCCCGCUGUCCUAUCCGGACACGGAUGUCAUUCUAAUGUGUUUCUCGAUCGACAGUCCCGAUUCCUUGGAGAAUAUUCCUGAAAAGUGGACGCCCGAGGUGAAACACUUUUGUCCGAACGUCCCCAUUAUCCUCGUGGGGAACAAGAAGGAUUUACGCAAUGACCCUCAGACCAUGAAGGAACUGGGGAAAAUGAAGCAGGAACCGGUCAAGCCAGAAGAGGGUCGCGCCAUGGCCGAGAAAAUCAAUGCCUUCGCUUAUUUGGAGUGCUCCGCGAAAAGCAAAGAAGGAGUAAGGGAAGUUUUUGAAACGGCGACCAGAGCCGCUCUACAAGUAAAGAAGAAGAAGAAGGGCAGGUGUAGGCUUCUCUAAGGUGUGACGCCGUGUGCGGGCCGGACGAGAGAGAAAAAAAAACGGAAUUGGAAAAAAAUAAGUACCGAUCGUAUUGUCGGGGCAUGAUAAACAUAAUAUUAAUAAUCUUACAAUAUUUUACAUAAUAAACAGAUAGCAACACAACCGCCUCGUUAGGUAACACGAGGUGUUCCGAGUACCAUUAAGUUUGCGUUAUACCGGUCGCGCUACGUGUGUGUAUAUGAUAUAAUUGUGUGCGAAUGCGAUGCGUGAGUGCGUGUCCGCGUACACGCGCGAGAAUCGGACGCGCGCGCGUGUAUGCGAUGUGCGAGUGGGUAAUAUUCGUAAACUAUUGUAUUUUUCAUUCAAACUUACUGAAUCGUGCUUCGAUUUUGAGGAAUUAAAAGAGAGAGAGAGAGAGAAAGAGGGAGAGCAAAAAGGAAAAAGAGGAACACGAAAGAUGAAAAGAACUAAACAAUUGUCAUACAAACUACAUUAUACUGCGACACUUAAUAUUGUCUUUGUCAUUAUAGCUAUUAUAUAUAUACAUAUAUA
Molecule: messenger RNA, 1567 nt
Organism: Orussus abietinus
Lineage: Eukaryota; Metazoa; Arthropoda; Insecta; Hymenoptera; Orussidae
Gene: Rho1
Product: ras-like GTP-binding protein Rho1
Exons: 6
Coding region: 392-1033 (213 amino acids)
Biological process (GO): small GTPase-mediated signal transduction; cell migration
Molecular function (GO): GTP binding; GTPase activity
Source: RefSeq, a predicted model, not a curated record